Messenger RNA from Rhizopus microsporus ATCC 52813, 1133 nucleotides. RefSeq lists its product as uncharacterized. The transcript has 3 exons. The record is from RefSeq and is a predicted model, not a curated record. Gene Ontology annotation, cellular component: nucleus. Bases 43 to 1092 code for a protein of 349 amino acids. Lineage: Eukaryota; Fungi; Mucoromycota; Mucoromycetes; Mucorales; Rhizopodaceae.
CUUUACCCCUGAAUAAUCACGAUAAUCUCUUUUUUUCCAAACAUGUCUUAUAUGUAUACUCAAAACACAGAGAAGCGCCAUCCAGCUUAUAAUGCUUAUACUUGGCCUCCAUAUGAUACCUAUCCUCGUCGUAUUGCAGAGAGCUCCUCAUUCAAUGAAUUAGGAAUAGGUCCUGCAACUCUGCCCUCAGGUAUCUUGAAAGAAAGCAGCCACCAGACAGUCCCGGAUAGUUCAGGCUUUUUUAAUUACAUUGCCUAUCCUGAAAUGUCUGACAAUAGUCCAGCUAGUACUUCUUCUGAUGGCCAGACGCCAUACCUUAGCGAUGAAAAUACCAUGGAGAGUCCUCCUGUCGUGUACCAUCAUCCAAUGAACAAUCGACCUUAUGGUGCUCCCUCUGCUUUUAGAAGCUACAAUGGUAACGGUAGCCAUAUGGCAAUACAAAGGCCACCAAAAAUCCAUAGACCACCUCCUAGACCGUCUCCUUCUUUUCACCACUUACUUAAUGAUGAUAGUGCGGUAUCCAGAAUCUCUUACUCCUUCGAGUUCAGUCAGGCAACGGACGUAACUAUCGGAUGGGAUCCUGUCGAGGUUCGAAACGGACGAAGACUUGUUGAAUUCAAGAUAGAACGAGAACUGAUGAAGCCAUCUCCUCAAAAGCACGCCGUACGCCAGAUAACUGUCACCUAUAUGACAUAUCCAACCAAGUACUAUUGUGAUUUAAUCAGCCAUGGCGAAGGCAGCAAACGAAAGGAAAUCUUUACGCCACUAAUCAUAUCUUGUAUCCACUGGCCUCAGCACGAAAAUUACUUUGUCACCUCUUUUGAUCUCAUCACGAUAUUUAAGAAGCUGCUCGAUAAGGAGUUUGAAAAGCCUAUUAUAAAUCGAAUGAGAAGACAUCUUGAAUGCUUGAAGCCUAUCACGGUCUACCCAGAUCGUAUUGAAACCAGGGACUUUUUUGAUAAAGUCGUCAGUUAUACUUUACCAAAAUCUGCAAGCAUAUCCAAGGAAUUCAAAGUAUACCCUUGGUCUGAAAUACAGGUAGCCUUAAUCAAACUAGCUUCUAAGCUCCGUGAACAGUCUAGAUUAAAGUAGAGAAAUCUGUCGCGAUUGCCUAACGUCUUUUUCUAAUAAAA